CAGCCCUAUCGGGAGCUGCAGAGCGUCGUUCGACAAAAGGAAGCCGUUGAGGCCGAGCUUGCCGAUGUGAAGAGGCGUAUGGCCGCAAUUGUGGGCAUGAUCCAGCCCAUUCUGGGUGCUCCCGAGGGCGCUCCACCAGCCUGCCGGCCUCAUGGCCAGAGCUACGGACCUACAAAACCAUAUACAGCACCGUCGGGCCAUAACCCCGAGACGACCUCGGCAAGUACCACCUCCCCGACGUCUGUGGGGACACACGGCCGAUGGCAGAACAGUCUAUCCCCCGUCGCGCCCACAGUGAGCAUCGACGGGCAGCAGCAUCCUGCGGAAAUGGGACCGUUUGAUCAACAGCGCCACCGUCUAGUUCACGGCCUAGAUCUAGGCUCGGACCGGCUGGGCCUCGACUUCUUAGUCGACCCCAAUUUCAAGGUCGCCAGGAUCAAGGAGGGCCCCGACGGAGCCCAGGACUCACCACACUACCGCCACAUACCCAUGAAGCACGACUGGAACGGCACCAUUUCCAUGAUACCGGGUAUGCAGGGACAACCGCCAACCCAUACACAAUCCCAAUCCCCCAUCUACACCCAAUCUCCCGCCACCAGCAGCGGACUUCAACCCACGAGCGCCCCUUUCUCCCCAGCCCCCACCUCGGGACCAUCCGCAACGGGAUCACCCCCCAGGUACAACAUCGUCCCACGCAAUUGUGCGCCGACCUGCCCCCUCGACGCCCUUCUCCUAGACUUCCUCUCGGAGCGCCGCCAGCGCGCCGCCGAAGGCCUCUCGCAGUCCGAAAUUCUCGGCCCUCGUUACCCCUCGGUCUCGUCCCUGCUCAACCCCGCCGUCUCGGCCUACUCGCACCCGCUCUCCAAAGUCUUCACCGACAUCCUGGCGCGCUUUCCCGACCUGGCCACCCUCCCCGAGCGCGUCGCUGUGCUGUACGUCAUGUUCCUCCUCAUGCGUUGGCAGGUCUCGCCGACCGAGGAAAACUAUCUCCGGCUGCCCCCCUGGUUCCGCCCCGGGCCCGGGCAGACCGCCAAGGACCACCCGGCCUGGUAUGACCACCUCCCCUUCCCGGAAAUGCGGGAGCGUUUGGUGUGCAUCUACCAGGACGGCCCGUUCCCGUUUGACCACUUCUUCAUCCCCUUCACCUCGACCCUGAGCCUGAACUGGCCGUAUGAGGACACCCUCGUGCUGCUGGCCAGCCCCACCAGCGAGGAGCUGAUGAUCAACCCGGUGUUUGAGCAGCAUAUUUGCAUGCUGGAGAAUUGGACGCUCGGUCCGGCUUUUGAGAGGGCUUUUCCGGCCUUAGUGGGGUCCUUCAAUUUGAAGGUUUGA
Molecule: messenger RNA, 1332 nt
Organism: Chaetomium fimeti
Lineage: Eukaryota; Fungi; Ascomycota; Sordariomycetes; Sordariales; Chaetomiaceae
Exons: 2
Source: RefSeq, a predicted model, not a curated record